This is a messenger RNA of Vigna unguiculata (cowpea), 2667 nucleotides long. RefSeq lists its product as uncharacterized. The record is from RefSeq and is a predicted model, not a curated record. Lineage: Eukaryota; Viridiplantae; Streptophyta; Magnoliopsida; Fabales; Fabaceae. Gene Ontology annotation, cellular component: intracellular membrane-bounded organelle.
AUGUCUUCCUUAAACCAUGUCUUCUCCUUUGCUUCACUCCCAUCAUACAAAGACCACUGUGGUUCCAUAGUUCCAGAGUCAACUGCCACUGAACUCACCCGAAACUCUUUCCCUUUCGAUGAUCAUAACACAGGUUACUUCACAGGAGGUGAUGGCAUCAUCGAUGGUGGAACAUCCUCGUACCAAUACUUGACCCUACAACCACUUAACGUGCGUGCCACCGAGUUCUCUGACUUGUUCAAAGUUGAAGCCUCUGUAUCACUCGCCUCCGUCAUAACUUACCAUGUAGGGAACUUCAGUUAUGGUGACAGAUUAAGGCAUGGGGGUCAACAUCGCUACCAUAGAAGGCAUGUAAGCUUCAAGCUUGAAGGGUUCUGGUCUGAGUCUUCAGGGAAGGUUUGCAUGGUAGGGACUGGGAGUGGUUAUUCCAAGGAAGGUAAGCAUCUUAAUCUGGAUGUUGUGUUUAACCUUGAUCAUGUGUUCAAUGUAAGCACUAUCACCAGCUUGGUUAGUGGAAGUUUGGUGAGCUUGAGUUCUCAAAACGAUGAGAGCUACUUUGAACCCAUUUCUGUGCUCAUGUUUCCAAAAGGGAAUUACAGUUAUACCUUGGAUUCCACAGAAGUUGCCAAGGAAUUCUCUUCAGGGAUUGAUGCUUCUGCAAAGGGUGAUUUUUCAUUUAACUCCUUGAGUUUUUGCUCAUUUCCCCUUUCAAGGGAAAUUAGAGGGCUUCAAUUAGAGUUCUCUCCUGAGUGCAAUUCUUCAAAGAACUGCACUCCUUUAAGUGAGAGUUCUGGUCAAGUGCCAUCUCUAAUGUCUUUGAAAGGGAUUGAGUGUUCUCUUGCUAACAACAAAUACAGGCUGCGAGUUAUGGUGAGGUUUUUGAAUACCAGUGAUUAUUGGGUUGGCAAAAUUUUCAACCCCAAAACUACGUUGGUAGGGGAAGGAUGGUGGGAUGAGAAGAAACGCAUGCUGUGUGUAGUGGCUUGUAAAAUCAUGGCCAAGGCACCAUCCAUGGCUGGUUCUCAAGUGGGUGAUUGCUCAACAAGACUAAGCUUGAGAUUCCCCUCAACUUGGUCAAUCAAGAGCACUAGCACCAUAGUUGGCCAAAUUUGGACUAACAAGAGUGCUCAAGAUACAAGUUAUUUCAAGAAGAUAGCAUUUAACAAUGGAGAGAAUGGUAGGCUGGGAAUUUUUCAAGCUACAUAUGAAUAUAGCCAACUGGAAAAAGUAAAGAAGUCGUGCCCAACACAGAAGCCUGUGAAGAACAAGGGGAACAGAUAUCCAAAUGUCUAUUCUUCUGACUUGAGAUUUGACAUGGCAGUUAGUGAGUCCAACAAAAGAGUAGCAUGGGGUUAUUCAUCCCCCUUUUCUGUUGGUGAUGAUGUCUCUUCCUGGGGUAACAGUAUCUCAAACUCCACGGUUCAUGAGGUAAAACUCAAUAGUACUGGUGGCCUGUUUAAUAUUAGCUACAAAAUCUCACUAUGGUUUAAUUCAACCAAUGUCUCCAAGUCCCUGCUUAAUGAGUCCUCUUUGUCCGUGAUGAUUUCUGCUGAAGGAGUUUAUGAUGCUGGAGCAGGAACCUUGUGUAUGGUAGGUUGUCGUGGUCUUAUCUCAAACUCUCUCAUACCAAUAGCUCAUUCUAUGGAUUGUGACAUUGUAGUGAAGUUUCAGUUACCACCAUUGGAUGCAAAAAAUGGAAUCUUCAUCAAGGGAAGCAUUGAAAGCACACGGAAAAAUUCAGAUCCUCUUUACUUCAAACCUUUGGAGUUAUCUUCAGCUGCAUUCUACACUGAAGCAGCUGAAAAGGUAGUUUGGAGAAUGGAUAUGGAGACCAUCAUGGUUCUGAUAUCUACCACUCUAGCAUGUGUUUUUGUGGGAUUGCAGAUAUACCAUGUGAAGAAACACACAAAUGUGCUUCCUUUGCUCUCACUUGUUAUGAUGGCAAUGCUUACUUUAGGCCACAUGGUACCCCUUGUUCUGAACUUUGAAGCACUUCUUGCUCAAAAUCCUAGCAACAAGAACUUUGUGUUUGGAACUGUUGGGUGGCUUGAAGUGAAUGAAAUAGCUGUGAGGCUAAUCACCAUGGCAGCUUUCUUGUUGCAAUUCCGACUCCUUCAACUAACUUGGUCAUCAAGAAAGAGUGAUGAAAGCAAUAAAGGCCUCUGGAUUGCAGAGAGGAAAGCUGGUUAUGUCACUCUACCCUUGUACGCUUCUGGCUUAUUGAUUGCAUUGCUGUUGAAGUCUAAGAACCAACACUGGGAGAACUUGAAAUCUUAUGGUGGUUUGGUGCUGGAUGGCUUUCUCUUGCCACAAAUCAUUCUUAAUUUGUUCUCUAACAUGAGGGAGAAUGUUCUUUCAUGUUCUUUUUACUUUGGAACUACUUUUGUGAGGCUGUUGCCACAUGCCUAUGAUCUUUACAGGGCUCAUAACUAUGGUCAACUAGAUAAUGGAUCAUACAUAUAUGCAAAUCCAAGUGCAGAUUUUUACUCCACUUCUUGGGACAUUGCCAUUCCAUUGGGAGGUAUUGCUUUUGCUAUCAUUAUCUUCUUGCAGCAACGUUUUGGUGCUCACUGUGUUCUGCCUCAGAAACUCAAAGGGUCUCAGGUUUAUGAAAAGGUGCCUGUGGUUGCUGAAUCAGAAGUUGAAGUAGAGACCACCAUCUUGUAA